Messenger RNA from Gordionus sp. m RMFG-2023, 3090 nucleotides. RefSeq names its product GATA zinc finger domain-containing protein 14-like. The record is from RefSeq and is a predicted model, not a curated record. The coding region runs from base 99 to 2672 and encodes 857 amino acids. NCBI's taxonomy places the organism in Eukaryota, Metazoa, Nematomorpha, Gordioida, Chordodea, Parachordodidae. The transcript is spliced from 5 exons.
UAUUAAAAGAAAUAUAUAAUUCCUUUUUCUGUAUUCGCGCGAGAUUUUAGUUUGUUCUCUUUUUUUUGGCGGCGGAACUUUUUUUUUUAAAACGGUAGAUGGUAAAAAGGCUAGAAAACGCUAUGGACGAUCUAAACAAUUCGGACUACUUGAAAGCCGCUUACGAAAACUACCUGAACCAAGCCAUCAUGAAUCAAGGCGACAAUAAGGGGCAGCAUAUCAGGGAUUUGGUUUUGAGCGAUCGAAUCGCCGCCAACACUCCGGAAGAACCGUUAAACGAUUUUAACGCCAACGGUCAAGACACCGGGUUCUCGACCGGUUCAGAAUCCAAGACGUUGAGUUUGACCGAUCAAUACUACAAUUUCAUGAACAACAAAGAAUUUUUUAUAGAUGCCGUUCGAACCAAAGAUCCGAGACUCAAAUUUGUGAGAAAGCAAGGACCGAACCUCAAGAGUAUUAUUUGGACUACCUUUUCGGUCAUUUAUUUCGAAGGCGAAAUUACGAAUUUUGUCAAAUGCGAUCGAUGUGAUCACGUGUACAAAUACGACAGACGAACAACAGGCACCUCUACCCUCAACAGACAUCCGUGUAUCAGAUACACGGUGUUGGGCGUCUCCCAAUCGAGCGAUUUCAAUUCUCGCUACAAUAUACCCAAUAACAAUUCCCCGCUCAAUCAAAGCUUAUCAUCCAAUGGCAACGAAACGGAUUCUCCGCAAUACAAUAACGCUCCUUCCACUUCUCUAAAUAAUAAUGGGGUCGGUGGGGAAAGACUAAAAAUCGAGGAAAAAUAUGAAGACAAUUCUAUAAAAUUGAGGGAUAACAUGCUUUACAACGCGGCUCAAGAGAACGACCUGCCCACUAUGGUUCCUUUUAAUUCCAAUAGUAAUCUCUAUUAUUCCAAAAACGCUAGUCUCAAUGCCACAGAAUCGCAGCUAAAUCAUACUUUCUCCAAUAAUUCUUCGUUUCCUCCUUCCAACAACCAUUCCUCGCAGCUAAGGACAGAUUAUUAUAAUUAUAAAUCAUAUAACAAAUAUGCAAACCCUAAAAACGAGAUUCCUCACGGGGCAACAGCAGACGAUACCAAACAUCACGUGGUUACUCAAUCGGCUCUGAACGCCUUGCUAAAACAAAACGAGUUCAAGUACAGCGUGGUGGAUAAAUAUAAUUACAACAGUCUUAAUUACCAACAACAAUUGCAAAGAGAUAGGGAUAAUAAAGAUCUGGUGAGGAAUAAUUCCUCCACCAUAAAUCACUUCCCACCUGGAUCCGGAAGUCUGUCCUCAAUAUUGGAGAAAAAUUAUACUCCUAUAUACAGAUAUUCUCAGCAUUCCAUUUAUCCUCCAGCUCCUAAUUACAGUUAUUCGCAAUCAAAUAAUUCGUAUUCUGCCGCUAUCAAAUCUUAUUCAUCGCAAAGUCCUACCGAGAAGGUUGGCGUUAUGCUGACGACUCAAUAUCUCAACGACAAAUCUGGUAACCACGAGGAGGCGUCCCCGCAAAAUGUCGAUACCAAAAUCGUUAGAACGGAGGAAGAAAACUCGACCCUAUUCUGGGGGAAAAUAGCGAACCUGGGUUUGAUGGAUGAGUUCGUGAACGAAAUAAAAUGCGCUCUCGAUGACCUGAAACAUUCCGUUCUCAGGGAACUCAUGUGCUUGAGUAACUCCGCCACCCUUCAAGCCUUUCGAGCCCAAAAAAACGGGAGUUUCGUUCAAAAUGCCAAAAAGUUCUCAAACAUCGUAAACGAACUGAAUCUGAUGAACAAGCUCAAAAUAAAAUUGUCGCAGCAUCAGCACGAAAUACAGAACGAAAAGGACAAGAUAGGCCGAGAAAUGAAUGAUCUGAAGAGAAAGUUAGAGAUACAAGAGAGACAGCACAGAGAACUUUACAAAAGGUUCAAAUGUUUUGAUGAACUGAUAGAACUAGAUAUAGCACCCUCCAUACCUACGCCCCCUAUACCCUCUAAUAUUUCGUCAAGCAACAAAAACUUGCAUAACCUCGAAUUAAAUAUAGCCAAACUAGAACCUCGAACUAGUAGUGUAAACGUGCAGAACAAUUCGAUAUGCCCCGAAAGACAAGUUCCUCUCAAUCAUUCUCCCAGCACACCAUCUAACGGCAGCAGCAAUACCAUGAGCAAGAGGUCCAGUUAUAAGCUUAGGAUCAAGCCCGUCUCACAGUUUGAGAGUCUGAACCAACGAAGUAACACGGAUUUCGAUUCGGAAAACGAAAAUGCGGGAGAAGAAAAUGAGGACGAAAAAAAGGGAGACAGGGAAAGGAACGAAGAUGGCGCCUACGAUUAUGAAAGGGAUGAGGAAGAAGAAGAAAUUGUCAAUGAUAUGGGAAUACCUGAAAAUGGUGGUGGGAAGGAGCUUCGCAUUUUCGAAGAUCACAAAGAGAACGAUGCAAAUAGCCAAAAUAUCGACGAUGAACAACGAUUGGAAGAAGAUUCGGAUAGGUUUCGCCGAAAUAGGUCGAAUUCUGACCACAAUUUUGUUGAAGAACAUCCGCCGAUAAGUCGUUCUCCGACUUCCGAUACUGACGCCAGACCCGAUAACCAAAACACGCCUACAAAUGAAAACCACGAUAUCAACGAAAAUAAUAGCAAUGGCGGUGCAUUUAGCCUUAUAGAGCCUAUAAAUAUUAAAGCCGAAUUUGACGCCUUCAUCAAAGAAAUGUGAUAAUAAAUUCAAUACAUCGUUGUAAAUAUAAUGAAUAUACGUUUCAAUAAGUCUCAACUUAAAUAUAUUGACACAUAUGGUCAUCAUUGAAAUUUAGAAUUUUUUUCCCCCACGAUAAAAAUAGGAAAGAAAUGAAUCUUAAUAUUUUUUUAUAAAAUACAUAAUAUUUAUAGACUUUUUUGUUCAAACCUGAGUUAAAAACUUGGAAAUAUUGUAUUUAUAAAUAAUGCUCAUCAUCAUAUCCUAUAAUAUUAUGUCAAUGAAUAUCCAUAAUUUUUACAACCUUAUUGAAAUUAUUUUAUAAACAUAUCACAAUUUUUUUUAUAGUCAUUUUAAAAAAAAAUUAUUAUGAUAUAUUCAAUAUAAUCGUUUGAUGCUAUAUAGAUAAGAUAUUGAUUAUAAUAAUUAUUUGCCCAGC